AUGUCCAACAGGGAUCGUCCACCACCAGAGCCUGCUGGGCUGGAUGGUCUGCCGCCACUGUACAGCAUUUCCAAGGGAGAAGUGGUCUCUGUGCAAACCUACGGAGCUUUUGUCCGUCUGCCAGGAUACAAGAAGGAAGGCCUGGUACAUGUGAGUGAAAUGUCAGCAUCACGGGUUGAAAAUGCCUCAGAGAUUGUCGAUGUUGGGGAACAGGUGUGGAUUAAAGUAAUUGGAAGAGAGAUUCAGGGUGACAAGGUGAAGUUGUCCUUCUCCAUGAAAGCUGUCAACCAGGGAACGGGGCGGGACUUAGACCCCAACAAUGUCAUGGCAGAGCAGGAUGCGAGACGACGUAAGCACUUUCGAGACGAAACUGGCAACAGGAUCACACUGGAGGCUGUGCUCAACACUACGUGUUCAAAGUGCGGCUGCAAGGGUCACUUUACAAAGGACUGUUUCUCUGCUCCGGGCCUGCAAUACGCACUUUUACCUGAAGAGGACGAUGAAGAGCCACAGCAGCAGCAGCAGCAACAGCAGCAGACCUCCACGGCUACUCUACAGAAAGACUCAGACAAAAAGAAGAAAAAGAAGGUGAAAGAAAAUGAAGAAGAAGAGGAAGAGGGAGAGGAAGGAGUCAGAGAGCGACAGCAGCAGCAGGAGCAGUGACAGUAGCGAAUGCAAAACCAAGAGGAGGCGCCACGACCACAGUCGCGACAGAGAGGACAAAAAGAAGAAGAAACACAAGAAACAUAAAUCUCAUAAACACAGCUGACACAGCAAGAUUCACACAGACACAUACACAUUCACGCAUGCUGCAGCUUUCACACAGACGCAGAAGGGGAAGUGGGGAGCAACAGACAGAGUGACAGACUUCCAGCUGUGUAUCUUUAAAUAAUUUCCCCACCAAAAGCUUAUUAUAGAAACCCUCAUCCAUUUAAGUUAAGGAACGUUUUGCCUAGGGUUAGUCUCUCCAAGUUAUCGGAAGCACAUUUAGACCUCCUAUCAAGUUCAAAAAAAUCUAAAUAGUCAAGAAGGAAAGUGCUGCAAAUACAAAAAAUGAGAUGGCAAGCUCCACUUGUCCUAAAGAAACCUCUUGCUCACCCACAGAGGGAGGAGUUUAUACAUCAUACGAAACCAGAUACGUGUAAGCAAUAUGGCAGUAAGAGGCUAUCCCUCUUGAAAUCCAGAUAUUGUUCACGGCUAUCCGGUUUCUGAUGCUCUGGGAAAUCCAUUAAGCAGACAUGAGACAGUAAAGCCAACUCUCAGGAAGGGUCUGACAUCAAAAUAUUUGAUAUUAAACCACACAGAGAAAGCCGUACACACACACACACUCCCUCAUAGGAAGAGGUAACAGUACAACAGGAAAUGUAAUGUGGCACAAAUGAGUGUGACAGGAACCUCAUGCUAUGGGGAUCUCCUGAGGUUGUUUGCUGCUUAUUGUAUUAUCUGUGUAUACAUCCGUGUGUGUUUGUGUAUCUUGUCUCCAGGGAGCUGCUUACAGUUCACACACCGCUCUUUCUGCAUGUCAACUGUUAAGUUCAUUAAAGGUGUUUUUAUCUGUAAAGGUAGAAAACAAAAAAAUGCCUAUUGAUG
Messenger RNA from Toxotes jaculatrix (banded archerfish), 1590 nucleotides. It is a transcript of the gene zcchc17, whose product is annotated as zinc finger, CCHC domain containing 17. Gene Ontology annotation, biological process: RNA stabilization. The transcript has 6 exons. NCBI's taxonomy places the organism in Eukaryota, Metazoa, Chordata, Actinopteri, Toxotidae. Gene Ontology annotation, molecular function: RNA binding; zinc ion binding. Bases 1 to 663 code for a protein of 220 amino acids. The record is from RefSeq and is a predicted model, not a curated record.